Molecule: messenger RNA, 250 nt
Organism: Gekko japonicus
Lineage: Eukaryota; Metazoa; Chordata; Lepidosauria; Squamata; Gekkonidae
Product: snake venom metalloproteinase fibrolase-like
Exons: 1
Biological process (GO): male gonad development; proteolysis
Cellular component (GO): plasma membrane; sperm head plasma membrane; external side of plasma membrane
Molecular function (GO): metalloendopeptidase activity
Source: RefSeq, a predicted model, not a curated record
UUUACUGUCACAUUUGCCCAUGAACAAGGGCAUAUUCUCGGCAUGAACCAUGAUGUAGACUCGUGUAAAUGUGAACGUGAAAGCUGCCUUAUGGCUGCCUAUCACUCAAACAGUGAGAAGUUAAGCAACUGCAGUUAUAGAGACUAUUACAAAUUUUUGCAAUCUGGCAGGGUACAGUGCAUGUUUUCUCCUGGAGACCCGGAUAAACAGUAUGAACUCACAUAUUGUGGGAAUAGAGUAGUGGACCGUG